CUUAUAAACUUGCAAUGGAAACUGUAGUUUCUGAAAUCCGCAUAGAUAUGCCUCCUGCUCAGAAGAUGACUUGCCCUAUCUGCCUUGAUGAUGACUUCGAACCUCAUCAGAUGUUUUCUGUUGCUUUAUGUUGCCAUCAGUUCUGCUUGGAAUGUGUGAAACGUAUAAACGUGGCACUGAUGGAGGGAAGUGUAUUGGGAUGUCCUCGUUUUGAAUGCAAGUCUAAGCUUACGCUUACAAGUUGUUCCAAUCUUCUGACACCUAAACUAAGAGAGAUGUGGCAAGAAAGGAUCAACGAGGAAGCGGUUCCCGUUGUGGACCGAGUUUACUGCCCAAACCCGAGGUGCUCGGCUUUAAUGUCGGGAACUGAGCUCUCUAAAUCUUCUGAAUCGAUGAGAAGUUGCAUAAAAUGCGAUAAACCCUUUUGCAUCAACUGCAAAGUUGCAUGGCAUAGUAACUUGUCAUGUGAAGAUUACAAGAGAUUGGGUCCGAAUCCUACUGAAAAUGAUAUAAAGCUCAAAGCUCUAGCGAAUCAGAAAAUGUGGCGUCAAUGUGGAAGAUGCCAAUACAUGAUCGAACUAUCUUAUGGAUGCAGCAAAAUAGUUUGCAGAUGUGGAUAUUCGUUUUGCUACAAAUGUGGAGCUCAAUGGACUGAAGGAGGUUGCCCUCAUCGAGUAAGGGCAAUUGCGGCGCAGAUUUUUUUGAUUGUGAUCCUUGUUUUAAUUGGAUUAGGCAUUUUCUUAUGGGAAAAUCUCUAA
Messenger RNA from Raphanus sativus (radish), 758 nucleotides. RefSeq names its product E3 ubiquitin-protein ligase RSL1-like. Gene Ontology annotation, cellular component: ubiquitin ligase complex; cytoplasm. The record is from RefSeq and is a predicted model, not a curated record. Gene Ontology annotation, biological process: ubiquitin-dependent protein catabolic process; protein polyubiquitination; positive regulation of proteasomal ubiquitin-dependent protein catabolic process. Lineage: Eukaryota; Viridiplantae; Streptophyta; Magnoliopsida; Brassicales; Brassicaceae. Gene Ontology annotation, molecular function: zinc ion binding; ubiquitin protein ligase activity; ubiquitin conjugating enzyme binding.